AUGAUUCACGAUGCCGGUCUGGAUUAUUACGGUCGACGAUUGGCAACAUGCUCGUCGGAUAAGACAAUAAAGAUAUUCGAAAUUGAAGGCGAGACGCAUCGAUUAAUUGAAACUCUGAAAGGACACGAAGGUGCUGUGUGGUGUGUUGCAUGGGCCCACCCUAAAUUCGGCACUAUCCUGGCCUCUUCUUCGUAUGAUGGAAAGGUGCUCAUUUGGCGCGAACAGCAUCAAAACUCGACAUCCCCUAUGGCCGGAAACUCCUGGACCAAAGUUUUUGAUUUCUCUCUCCAUACCGCAUCGGUGAACAUGGUCUCCUGGGCUCCCCACGAGAGCGGAUGCUUGCUUGCUUGCGCUUCCUCGGACGGCCACGUCAGUGUCUUGGAAUUCCGUGAUAACAGCUGGACUCACCAGAUCUUCCACGCUCAUGGCAUGGGUGUGAACUCUAUCAGCUGGGCCCCUGCGACGUCUCCUGGCAGCUUGAUCAGCUCAAAUCCCGGACCCGGCCAGCAGCGAAGAUUUGUCACUGGCGGUAGUGAUAACCUACUCAAGAUCUGGGACUACAGCCCGGAAACAAAAAGCUACAAUCUCACUCAAACCUUCGAGGGUCACUCGGACUGGGUCCGAGACGUUGCUUGGUCGCCGAGUAUUUUGUCCAAAUCCUACAUCGCAUCCGCUUCGCAAGAUAAAACCGUUCGGAUCUGGACUUCCGAUGCAUCAAACCCGGGCCAGUGGACUAGCCAGCAACUCGAGUUUGACACUGUCCUCUGGAGAGUCAGCUGGAGCCCCAGUGGGAACAUCCUUGCCGUAGGCGGAGGCGACAAUAAGGUCAGCUUGUGGAAAGAGAACCUCAAGGGACAAUGGGAGAAGGUAAAGGACAUUGAGGAGUAG
Molecule: messenger RNA, 888 nt
Organism: Aspergillus affinis
Lineage: Eukaryota; Fungi; Ascomycota; Eurotiomycetes; Eurotiales; Aspergillaceae
Gene: sec13
Product: GTPase-activating protein SEC13
Exons: 5
Coding region: 1-888 (295 amino acids)
Biological process (GO): positive regulation of TOR signaling; protein import into nucleus; COPII-coated vesicle budding
Cellular component (GO): nuclear pore outer ring; COPII vesicle coat
Molecular function (GO): structural molecule activity; protein binding
Source: RefSeq, a predicted model, not a curated record